Malassezia globosa CBS 7966 is the source of this 1677-nucleotide messenger RNA. RefSeq lists its product as uncharacterized. The transcript has a single exon. Gene Ontology annotation, molecular function: 3-hydroxyisobutyryl-CoA hydrolase activity. Bases 1 to 1677 code for a protein of 558 amino acids. Gene Ontology annotation, cellular component: mitochondrion. Gene Ontology annotation, biological process: L-valine catabolic process. The record is from RefSeq and is a predicted model, not a curated record. NCBI's taxonomy places the organism in Eukaryota, Fungi, Basidiomycota, Malasseziomycetes, Malasseziales, Malasseziaceae.
AUGGCCCGUCAUCUGUCAUCAUCACCAAAAUCGCCGCCGCCGACGCCGGAGCAGCAGCAGAAGCAGAAGCAUUUAUCAACGCGGCAUAGAUCGUCAACUCCGAUCCACCCAGGUGCAGAAAGCCAUCACCUGCAAGAAAUCGACUCGCCCGUCCAACUCAGGAGCGAGGGAACUAUGCGUAUAGUGCAACUGAAUCGCGAACGAGCUCUGAACGCGCUGGAUCACCACAUGAUUUCUUUGAUCGACCAUGCGUUUAAUGAAAUUGAGCCGUCUCCCAAUGCCGCAACUGUCCUGUUCCGCGGGUUAGCACGCUCUAUGUGUGCAGGCGGUGAUGUUAUGUCGAUCGUCAAGGCCGCGGAUAAUAGCGACUUUCAUAAACGCAUGCACAGCUCGAGGUUCUUCGAGCGCGAGAUCGUACAGAACUACCGUGUGCACACGAUGCGCGAGCAUUCGACAGAGCUGGGUCAUCCCAAGACAUAUUUGGGUUUGUGGGAUGGUAUCAUUAUGGGCGGCGGUGUUGGGAUGACUGUGCAUGGCCCGAUCCGGAUCGCUACGGAACGCACCCUCUUUGCGAUGCCCGAGACAGCCAUCGGUUACUUUCCUGAUGUUGGUUUGACCCACACGUUCUCGCGCAUGGAUGGCGGGAUUGGCAUGUACGUCGGCCUCACAGGCGGGCGCCUAAAUGGCGCAGAUGCAUACCUGACGGGGUUUGCCACCCACUAUAUGCAUUCGCACGCCGUGGAUGAGAUGCUCCGUCGCAUUAGCUCACUCCCAAUGUCCACGGCUACGCACGAGGAAAACGUUGUGCGUGCGCUGGAUGAGUUUACCGUCAAUCCUUUCGAUGACGACGAGAACCUUGCAAAGAACUGCGUGUUCCUGGGCGACAAGCGCGUGGCGCUUGACUUUGCUUUCACGCGCGAUACGAUCGAACAGGUGAUUGCCGUGCUUGAUGACAUUGCGCAACGCCGUCAGGAUUCGUACACGGGCGAGGAGCUCGCGAAGCGCGGCCUGCCUGCCAUCACAGAAGAUGUUGCGGCAUGGGCGUCGCAAACGCAUGCGACGCUGCUAGCGCGUUCCCCACGCUCGCUGAAAGUGACAUUCCGCGCGAUUCGCGAAGCACGCGAUCAGACAUUGGCCGAAAACAUGCAUGCGAACAUUCGCAUCGCCACGGCUUUCUGUGACCUGUCGCUUGGCCGCGAUUUUCACACUGGUGUGAUGCAUGUGCUUGGCAAGGACCCCAAGACUGGCAAACGUAAUGCAGGCAUCCCGAAGUGGGAGCCAUCGCGCUUGCAGGAUGUGAGUGACGAGUACCUGCAGACCUUCUUUUUUAGCACCGAAGAAAAGGCCCGCAAAGCUGGGAUGCAGCUGAAAGUGCCGAAACUCCACUUGGUGCCUGUAACCGGCAAAGACCGCGAGUCUCGUAAAGCGCGCGAGCAAGAAAUGCGUGGCGUUGGUCCAUUGCGCUGGAAUUCGAAGUGGAAUAAGUACGCACUCCCAAGCGAGGCUGAGCUCGCCGCGCUACAUGAAGGGAGCCACCCAGCCUCAGGCAGUUACGUGCUGGAGCCGGCUGAACUGCUCGAGACUAUUGCCCGUUACCAUAAUAACAAGCCUGGGCUGCGACUCAAGGUGCAAGACUGGCUAGACCGUCGCGCUCGCUUACAACAAGCUUCGCCGUAG